Messenger RNA from Pseudogymnoascus destructans, 2218 nucleotides. RefSeq names its product protein translocase subunit (gene TIM44). Bases 157 to 1776 code for a protein of 539 amino acids. Gene Ontology annotation, biological process: protein import into mitochondrial matrix. NCBI's taxonomy places the organism in Eukaryota, Fungi, Ascomycota, Leotiomycetes, Thelebolales, Thelebolaceae. Gene Ontology annotation, cellular component: mitochondrial inner membrane. Gene Ontology annotation, molecular function: protein-folding chaperone binding. The record is from RefSeq and is a predicted model, not a curated record. The transcript has 2 exons.
GCCGCCACAGGCACAACAUCGACACCCGAGUUGCCCCCCCCCAAUCCUCUCUUUCCCCAGCGACUCUUGUCCUGUAUCGGCAUUGCCUGCAUUUGUGGGCAUCUAUCAUAUCUAGCGACUUUUUUUUUGCCUGCGAAGGGAACAUCAAAGGGCGACAUGAACGGUUUACGGCUGUCGGCAACAGCGCUGCUGAGCUCUCCCUUAAGGGCUGCGACUGCGGCAAGGCCUGUGAACACACGAAUCGCGGCAUAUACGCAGUCUAUCAGCCAGGCGCAGAUUGCCGGUCUUCACUCUACUUCUACAUCUUCUCUACGUGUUGAAUUAUUACCACUGAGAUCCCAAUUCUUACCCGAAUCCUUUCUAGCCGACCAAGCCUCCCCCCGAUCUAGGCGAACUCUUCAUCAGUCGGCAUCGCUGAGACGGGAGAAGAGCAAGGACACGGCGAAGGACGUCCCCAAGGAAGAAUCUGCCACCCAGGAGACUGCAGAGGAAGCUGCCAAGAAGGCCAGCGAAAACCCCGAGCAAGCUGGAGAGGAGAAGCCGAAGGACGAAGAGAAGUCCGAAGGCGAUAAAGAGGAGAAGAAGGAAGCCCCACCACCCCCUCCACCUCACGGAGAGAAGUCACCGUGGCAGGUGUUUACCGAAACAUUGCAGUCCGAGUUCAAGUCCUCGAAGGAGUGGAACGAGGGAACCAAGGCCCUGUCGGAUUCAGCCCAUCAAUUCACGGAGAGCGAAUCGGUAAAGCGCGCACGUCAAGCAUACGAGGCUAGCACAAGCAGAGUCUCGUCUACCGGCGCGAAGGUGUUGAAGACAACUGCUGGUGCCGUGGGUAAAGGAGCUGCGUGGACGUGGGAUACACAUGUGGUGAAGGGUGUUCGGUCGACGGUCAACGCCACCGGGGACGUGCUUGAGAAGUCAACCCGGCCGCUUCGCGAGACCGAAGCAUACAAGAACGUGAAGAAUGUUAUCGAUGAUGGUAGCAGCUCGAGAUAUGGUGGAUGGGUUGAGAAGGAGGAGAGGAGGAAGUCGAGAGAGGCCAGAGAGCUCGCUGAAAACGGCGGUGUUCCAGGUCCUCGGGAAGUCGCCAAAGAAGAUCCAAAUGCCGGAACCAAUGUCACUCUUCACAAGGAUGCAGCCUGGAAGGAGUCGUGGCGCGAGUUCCGCGACUCCAACAAGGUCAUGCAGGGUCUGUUCUCAAUGAAAUCGGCCUACAACGAAUCUGAAAACCCCCUCGUAUCGACUGCGCGAUCGAUCUCGGACCGCAUUGCCGGCUUCUUCGCCGAGAACGAGACGGCAAUGGUCAUCAAGAAGUUCCGCGAGAUGGACCCUGGAUUCCAGCUCGAGCCGUUCCUCCGUGAGAUGCGCGAAUAUAUCCUUCCUGAAGUUCUCGACGCAUACGUCAAGGGUGAUACCGAGACUCUUAGACUGUGGCUCAGCGCAGCACAGUUCUCGGUCUACGACGCGUUAUCAAAGCAGUACACCACUGCUGGCUUGAAGUCGGACGGAAGGAUCUUGGAUAUCAGGCACGUCGACAUUAUGUCCGCGAGAAUGCUGGAGCCCGGAGAUGUCCCAGUCUUCAUCGUCACCUGCAGGACACAGGAGGUUCACGUCUACCGCAACGCGAAGUCCAACGACCUCGCUGCCGGAAUGGAGGAUAAGGUCCAGCUGGUCACCUACGCCAUCGGCGUGACCCGCAUCCCGGAGGAAGUCAACAACCCCGAGACCCGCGGCUGGAGGCUUAUCGAGCUGCAGAAGAGCGGACGCGACUACAUAUGAGGAGCGCGAUCAUCUUGAAUUUUCUUUUCGAGUACUAAAAACGGGCCCUUUUUUGUCGGCAUUCUUUUGCAUAGCGAUUUCCUUUGUGGCUCCGGGGAUCGAUCUAGGUUUCGCCGCUAUGGAAAAUACGUAUUUCAGCAGGGGGCAGCCGAAAUGUACUGUAAUUGUAAGGCAUAUUUUGUAUGUAUAUAGCAUGUGUGGAGGUGGGAGUUCGUUGCGCCCGAGCGAUGGCGCUUUGGCCCAAGGGGUCUGCUUUGGUUACUGGACUCGACGGUCUGGCUCUCCCCACUCUUUGAUCGAAGUCAUGGCGGCAUGUCUUUAGAUGUACGAUUUAUUAUAGGUGUGGUGGUUGCAGGUGAUUGGUUGGCGAGGGAAAGGGGUAAAGGGCGCUCGUAUGGGCGGUUUGAAAAAUCUAGCCCGGAAUGUACAACAAAAUAGAAGC